This is a messenger RNA of Mesocricetus auratus (golden hamster), 827 nucleotides long. Its product is annotated as ragulator complex protein LAMTOR3-like. Gene Ontology annotation, biological process: cellular response to amino acid stimulus; positive regulation of TOR signaling. Bases 102 to 476 code for a protein of 124 amino acids. Gene Ontology annotation, cellular component: Ragulator complex. NCBI's taxonomy places the organism in Eukaryota, Metazoa, Chordata, Mammalia, Rodentia, Cricetidae. The record is from RefSeq and is a predicted model, not a curated record. The transcript has a single exon.
UGACCGAACUGCGGGGACCCCCGGGCAGGUCGCCCCGGGCUGGAGAGCGCGUGGCUCUGCAGAGGCGUGCAGAUUGAUCCUGCGAGAGAAAGGGGUUCGUCAUGGCGGACGAUCUGAGGCGAUUCCUGUACAAAAAGUUGCCAAGUGUUGAAGGACUCCAUGCAAUUGUUGUGUCAGAUAGAGACGGGGUGCCUGUUAUUAAAGUGGCCAACGACAAUGCUCCAGAGCACGCCCUGAGGCCUGGCUUCUUAUCCACCUUUGCCCUUGCAACAGACCAAGGCAGCAAACUCGGACUUUCAAAAAAUAAAAGUAUCAUCUGCUACUACAAUACCUACCAGGUGGUUCAGUUCAAUCGUUUACCUCUGGUGGUGAGUUUCAUAGCCAGCAGUAAUGCCAACACAGGACUAAUUGUCAGCCUAGAAAAGGAGCUGGCUCCGUUGUUUGAAGAACUGAUAAAAGUUGUGGAAGUGUCUUAAUCUAACAGUGGUUUUGAUGUGUACCUUGUCUUCAUUGCAACAACACUGUACCAGUCCAGCAAUCCUUAGACCACAGUAAUACCUUAUCUAUGUAUUCCGAGGGCCGCUUUUCCACCUUACACUAAAGAAGAGCCUAUAGCUAUAAUUUAUAGACAGAUCAAUUGUUGUAUUUAUGUGUAUAAGGUCUUUUCUUACUUAGUGAGAUCUGGGAACACCACAAAAAUGAUUCAUUCUGGUGCAGCUCCCAUGGAGUUAGUGUGGAUGCCUGACAGUGGGUGGUACUCUGUCCAGCGCAUGGGGGUCAGAACGGUACACAGAUGCUCUGGAGCCAGUUAGCCCUCCUGCCUCACA